Molecule: messenger RNA, 1717 nt
Organism: Panicum virgatum (switchgrass)
Lineage: Eukaryota; Viridiplantae; Streptophyta; Magnoliopsida; Poales; Poaceae
Product: protein IQ-DOMAIN 1-like
Exons: 6
Coding region: 396-1424 (342 amino acids)
Molecular function (GO): protein binding
Source: RefSeq, a predicted model, not a curated record
GCUCUCUGGUCCUGGGCUUUGCCCUCCUUGGCCUGGUUCUGCUCUGGGUUUACAAGGGGUGCCUCUUUCUUUGUGCUCUGAUGGAUGAACAGAGGGUUCAAUGAGCCAUGGGCUUGUGUCCCAGGGGUUUGGUCUUCUUGGUCAGGUUAGAAGGAGGAAGCCCCAACCUUUCUUGCAGGGACCUUGCCAGUUCUGGAAGAUUUCAGUGGGUUCUUAAGUUCAGUUUUAUUACUCAUCUUGCUUGAUUGAACUUGAGUUACCAUUCCUGGUCAAUUUGACAAAGUGUCUCUCUGAAUACGGUUUUCUAGAGACUGACACCCAAAAAAAGUUCAUUUCUCAUGCUUAAAGCGGACCUGAACACAAGUUGAUCUCUGUGGUGCACCCCAGUUGAAGCCAUGGGGUCCGGGGACUGGUUCAGGACGAUCAUCAGCAAGAAAAAAUCAAAACGGGCGAAAUCAAAGCACGCAAAGCUCGCUGGUCAAGUACAAAAUGGAGGCAACCAGACAAAUCAGAAAUCUAAUGGCCCUUCUUCCAGUAGUGACUACGAAGACAAUGCAGCACUAGAGGAAUGGGCUACUACACGGAUUCAGAACGCAUUUCGGAAAUACAAGGCAAGGAAAACCCUCCGUUGUCUCAGGGGAGUCAAAAGAUUGCGUAUUGUUGGUCAGGCAAAUCCAGUUAAGAAGCAGACUGCUGCAACACUGAGCUACAUACAGUCUUGGAACAAGUUGCAGUCAGAGAUAAGAAACCGGCGUGCUUUCAUGGUCACUGAAGGGCGCAACAGGAAGAAGAAGCAGGAGAAUCAAAUGAAACUUGAGGCGAAACUCCAUAAUUUGCAGGUUGAAUGGAAUGGAGGUUCGGAUACUAUGGAUGAGAUACUUGCUAGGAUACAACAAAGGGAAGAUGCAGCGGUAAAGCGUGAGCGAGCCAUGGCCUACGCGUUCAACCAUCAGUGGAGAGCAAGGUCUGCCACAAGUCUAGGAAGCUUCAGCUAUGAAGUUGGGAAGGGUGGCUGGGGUUGGAGCUGGAUGGACCGCUGGAUCGCCGCACGGCCAUGGGAGCCGCGGUCCCUGGUCCACCCCGAGAACCCGAAGAAAGCACAGGCAAAGAAGGAGAGCAGCAACACGAACCCAUCGGCUCUGAAGUUGCAUGGCUCCAUCAGUCUAAGCAACAACAUCAAUGACCGGAAAGUCCCUAAGAAGAAGCCAACACCAUCACCUACUGAUCAGAAAAAGUCGUCACCGUCACCUACAGAUCAGAAGAAGCCAUCACCAUCACCUUCAAGCGAUCAGAAGAAAGCAGCACCGAAGGAGCAGAGAGCAAAGGCGGCAGGCACUCCUCCGAAACCGAAGGCUAAGGAAAUGAAAGGGAGACAAGAAAAGCAGAUGCAGCAGCAGCAAGUGGUUCCUUCAGUCAGCGCAUGAAGAUAGCGACCGCGGAAAUGGUUACUGAUCAUUGUACGAUACAUCAUGUGAAGUCCUCGUGUUUUCCACAGUUUGUUGUUUGUUUUUCUUUUCCAUUUUUGUCUUCUUAUUACGGUAAUAUGGAACAACGAGUGCCAAUGUAGAAUGUGCUUGGUUUGAGCGAUUAUGCACAUAUGACAUAUCUGAUGAGAGUGGUUUUGGUUAGGAGUAGAAUAUCUGCUAUUCAUUGUUGUGCUGUUGUAAUAAGACCUGCCGGGCUAUCUGCUUGAAUGGAAGGUCUUGUUGGAUCAAAA